AUGCAGCUCGAUCACCGCGGCACCAUGGGCCGUCGCAACAUGUUUCCGCUCGUCCAUCAUACCGCCUACACCAUCCACAAGGCCAUCGGAGACACAGUCCCCCUGCUCGGCACCCGCAUCAUUUCAAGGCUCGUCGCUUCAAGACAUCUGUAUCACCUCUGGGAGAAAGCGCAGCUCCUGGUACUCCUGUCUUGUACGAUGCGCCUCAACCGUAUCUACUUCAACAACACCCAGGCUGAGGUUACCGCUGCCAUCGAGCAGCUGAUGCGGGAGAGGUCUGCCUGGCUGGCGCACUGCCUGGCCAAGGUCAGAGCGCUGGACUGUCUCUCUACGAGAGCUUCCACCACCGGACAGAGCAGGCCUCUUGUAGUCGACUACAGCCAGUUCCCGUUCUCUCGGCGGAUGAUCGACAUCCCGAAUGACAAUGUGGGAUACGCUUACGCUCUGGGCAGCACGCGCGACGACUCCGAGUUCUACAUCGGCUCGACCAACCGCCUGCAAGACCGCCUCGCCGAGCACAACAGCGGGCAGGGGCCGCCCUUUACACAGCGGCUGCAUUUGCGCCCCUGGUAUCUUAUCGGGUAUGUGGCGGGGUUUGGCGACUCGGGCGACGUCGACAGCAACAAGGCCUCACGGCGAGACUUCGAAGCCCGCUGGGAUCAUCGCAUGAAGCUCGCCCCGUCGUGUAUCCAUCAGAGGAACAGCUGCGAUUGACGACAUUGUCGCCCACAUGAAUGAUCUCGUCUCGCACUUUCUCGCAAUGAUCUCGUCUCGCACUUUCUCGCGAACGGCGCCAGACCUCAUCAGUGCAGCGGGCUCACGGGCGUGGUAUGUGUCGAGCCAGUGCAAGCGCCCUCUUCCCGUCCAUCCGACUGAGGUUACGAGCUAUGUGUAUGCUUCUUUUGAGGCGUUCUCUAUAGGAUAUCUGCGUAGAGUGCAGAGAGACAUGGUCUGUUUGCCAUUGUGGGACUUUCAGCUAUUGUGACACCAAGCAAAUCAGGGUCUUUGCCCGUGUGAACCAAAUCAAAGC
Molecule: messenger RNA, 1030 nt
Organism: Vitrella brassicaformis
Lineage: Eukaryota; Vitrellaceae
Source: the annotation of a GenBank genome assembly